This is a messenger RNA of Aspergillus heteromorphus CBS 117.55, 381 nucleotides long. RefSeq lists its product as uncharacterized. Lineage: Eukaryota; Fungi; Ascomycota; Eurotiomycetes; Eurotiales; Aspergillaceae. The coding region runs from base 1 to 381 and encodes 126 amino acids. The transcript is spliced from 4 exons. The record is from RefSeq and is a predicted model, not a curated record.
AUGGUCCGUCCGAACUUGAUCAAGGUCCAGGUGGCACAUGUAGAUAUCAUCGAGGAACUCAUGGAUGAUACGCUUGCGUUUCUCUUCGGACACAGUGUGCACAACCUCAAGAAACAGCGCGCCGGAAUCCGCGACAAUAUCGAGCAGGACUUUGCUAGUGCAUUGUUUUACGCACACAAGCUGAUCCAAAGGGUCUGCGCAUGGGUGCGAGAAUUGCGCAACGAGGAGAGGGUCAUUGCGACGGGAUACUACUGUUUCACUCUUGAGCAAUAUUUUCUUCAUGUUGGCAAUGAACCCCGGAUCUGGAAGAAGUUGCGCGAGGACGUUGCCGUCCUCAAGGGUCGCGCGCCCUCGUAUGAGCAACUGCGCAACCUGAUGUAG